AAGAGCUGAAGUGUGCUGGAGUCACAUGCCCUCCUCUGCCGGUGCCCUCCUGCCCCCCUGACUCUGUGCUCUCCAUGAGCUACCUGCCCCCUGCUGGCUGCUGCCCCUCCCUGCCCCCCCGCUGCACCUGCGACCCCCAGGCCUGCGUCCAGCCCUCCUGCCCGGCCGGGCAGAGAGCUGUGAUGCUCACCCAGGCCAGUGGGCUGCCGGGUAACUGCUGCAGUGUGUUCCAGUGCCAGAGAGUCUCUCCCCAGUGCGUCCACAACAGCCAGCAGUUCUCCGAGGGGGAGGUGUACCGCAUGCAGCCCUGCUGGCUGUGCCAGUGUCGUGGGGGGAUCUCCUUCUGCUCCAAGGCCGAGUGUGCGGAGCUGGACUGUGACAACUUUUACAUCCCAGAGGGAGAGUGCUGCCCAGUCUGCAUAGAUGUGGAGCUGCUGGCGCUGGACAGCGCGGAGGCCAGCUGCUGGGUGAACAACAUGCUGCGGGGCCACGAGGAGCGCUGGAAGGAGGAUGACUGCACCUUCUGCCAGUGUGUGGAUGGAGAGCCUCGCUGUACCGCCAUGGCCUGCAAGCAGAGCUGCCACAACCCCGUCAAGAUCCCUGGAGAGUGCUGCCCCUUCUGUGAAGAGCCGUCGUAUGAGACGCUGAGCCCGGCAGUCUGCCCCCCACUGGAGCAGUGCUCCCUGUCUGCACCAGACUGCCCCCUCGGCUUUCAGCAGGACCACCACGGCUGCCUGCUCUGCCACUGCAUCACCAAUGACUCCUGCCCCGACCUGGGUAGGUACUGCUCCCUGCAAUGCCCCAUGGGAUACGAGAAGGACGAGCUGGGGUGCGAGGUGUGCGAGUGCAGAGCGCCCACGUGUCGACCUUUGACCUGUGCCAAGACCUGUCCCUAUGGAUACGUGAGGAACAAGCACGGUUGUGAGAUGUGCCGCUGUGUGCGCUGCCCCCCCUUCUCCUGUGAGCUGCUCUGUAACCACGGCUACCUGCUCAGCAGGAGGGGCUGCUCUAUCUGCAUGUGUAAAGAGAGCAGGCCCAGGCCCAGCAGCACCCCCGUCCCCAAGCCCAGCACAGCCCCUGCCCCCGUCCCCACUCCCGGCCUCUGCCGGACCUCCAGCGGCCAGCGCUACGAGGAGGGGGAGAGCUGGCACGAUGGCUGCAGGGACUGCUACUGCCAUGCUGGCCGGGAGAUGUGUGUCCUCAUCUCCUGCCCCGUGCCCAGCUGCCCUCAGCCGCUGGUGAGGCCAGAGCAGUGCUGCCCCACCUGUGAAGAUGAGUGGUCCGGUAGUGGGGGGAUGGACCUGGUGGUGUGUCGGGCCCCGGGCGGGGAGCUGUAUGUGGAGGGAGAGACCUGGAGCCUGGACGACUGCACUCGCUGCACCUGCAGGAAGGGCCGGGUCCUGUGCGACACCGAAGUGUGUCCUCCUGCCCUCUGCCCGGCGCCCUCCAGGAACAAGGACUCCUGCUGCCAUGUCUGCCCAGACGAGCAUCAGGACCCUGUCCUCCCGGGGGGCCAGCAGGAGGACUGCGUCUCCAGCGAGGGGGACGUCCUGAGGGCAGGGGACUCCUGGAAGGCCAACGCAUGCACCAGCUGCACCUGCAGCAACGGCACCGUUCAGUGUUUCUCCCAGCGCUGCCCUCCUGCCAGCUGCCGAGUGCCCGUCCUACGCAAGGGCCAGUGCUGCCCUCACUGUCUGGAAACAACAACAACGUCAGUGCCUAUGAUGGUGUCCACCAGGGCAGCCCGGACACACCCCACCACCACCCUGCAGAGCGCUCACUGGAUCACCACUGCCACCGUCACCCCCAUCCCUGCUGAUACAGAUGAGACCAACCUGGGCGACAGCUACCCCAACCAGAGGGAGAUGGCCCUUAUCUACCAAUCUGCAGCCUGGAUACUGGCAGGACUCCUCCUGGCCAUUGUGGUCCUGCUGGUGGUGGCUCUGCUCAUCAACAACAAGAAGAAGUGGGUGCAGAUGUCCUGCUACAGUGCGCCCAAGAAGACGGUGAUCCUGAAGAAGCACGUGAACAAGAACUCCGUGGUGUACAUGGAGCCUUCCAAGGAGAACAAGUUCCAGAGCGUGAAGAACGACAUCAUCAACUUCUCCCCGGAGAUGAGCUCUCCUGGGGGGGGCAGGAUGAGCAUCCCCCGGGCCAAGCUGAGCACGGGCCAGGGACGCCGCUAACCCCCUCAGCACCCAGACUCCACCCAGCGCCAGGACCGCCCCUCUCCUCUCAGACUGUUACCAUGGGGAUCUGCUGAAGACACGGUGGACUGUUGUGGCUGCACACCUUGGGGUCCCCCCCCUUCUCUCUCUCGUUCUCUCUCUCUCUCUCUCUCUCUCUGGCUGUGACAAGGAGGACCCUCUUUCAGAGACAAGAGAGCUUUGUGCUCUGUGCUGUGUGUGUGUCUCACCAUGGCCUGGCGUGGAGAAGCAGGAUCUCCAGGGUGAUAGCCAGGCAGGUGUUGCCCGUGAUCGGACCACCUUCCUCCAUCGCCUCUCUGGGGCCAGGAGCUCUGAGCUGGAGGAACAUCAAAGCUUUAGCGGCUGGUUUCUAGAACAGGACAGGAGAGUCUGCUGGAAUUCUGUGUGCCCGGGCGCUCAGUGGAUCUACUGAUUGUCUGAACAGAAAGCUGAUUUACUGACACCAAACUGACCCGGGGUCAGCAGCUAGUUACUCUGGCCUCUUUCAGACUGCCAGCAGACUCCAGCAUCCUGUUCAUCCAAACCCCCGCUUGUAGAACGUGUGGUUUCCAUCUUAGCUUCUUUGUGUUUAUCUCUACAGUAUGUCUGCUAGUCCUAGUGUUGUCAUCGGUCACCUCUCUGUUGUUAUGGAGAUCUCCAUGGAGAAACAGAAACAUGAUCAGUCAGACUAAACAUUCCCAAUCUGCAGGAGGAAGAACUCUCUCAGCCAAUCACUGAAGAGCCUCCGUCUCAAAGACAGUCUCCAUUCAGUCAUUCCAUUCAUACUAUUCUGCCUCCAUCGCAGAUUGUGUCUGUAAUUCAGUAUUGCCCUCAGACUUGCCUGUUACCCGGUCAGUGUGCUGCAUGUUCUGCAGUCCAUCCUUCAUCCUCUACACAGAAUCUAUUUCAUCGACAGGCGCGGCAAAGAACCUGAAGAUGAAGUGGGUCAGUAUCCAUCCAUACUGAGGCUGCUCUGUGAGCUCUAAGUGAGUCUAAGUGUCACUGGGAGAUGUAACGCUGCCAGGCUUCUCUGCAUCUACAGCAUAGAAGAGACUCGUCUUUUACCUUCAUUUACAAACCUGCGAGUGGAUGCCAUUUCCACAGAAUGUCAAUAUAAACAGCAAGAGCCUUACUUUCAUAGCUUUAAUGUCUUUUUCUCAUAUUAAAUGUUUCAUAUAACAAUAUGUAUUGCUAGCCAGUUAAAGUUCACUCGUGUGAUUCAAUGUGAAGAUAAACAGAGAUUUGGAGAAAGAUAAUCUACAGGUCGCCAUUGUUCCAGAACAGCAGCUCCUUCAGUACGUACCAGUCAAACCUAUUUUUAUCUGUAAAUAAUGAACCAUUACAACACCAGAACAUGUUCAAGAAAUGUAGCACUUAGGAUCAAGUGUUUGUUUUUUAAAGCUCACUGCAAGAUUCUUGACAGGAUAUAGGCCUAAUCCAGGAUUUGAUAUGCAUAUUCAGCACAUUGGAGAUGUUAAAUCACUCAAAUGAACAUGGUGUUGCAUCAGUCUGCUGAUUAACAAUCUGAUCUACCUAGAGACAAACGCAACCUGUUAAGCAUUAUAAAAGACUGGGAUUUAACAGGAAAUCUCUGGAGCAUAACGUUUUUCGUCACCCUGCCAGUCUCUCAAUACAAAGACCCUUGUGAUGCCAAACCUGAGAUGAGAUGAAUAUAUUUAUGCUGAGGAGUUCCAAAGUCAUUCAGUAGAUUUGGUUCUGUUUGUAUCACAACCAUGUGCUUUCAAGGAAGUGAAGAGGCAACUUGUAAAAGCUUACGCAAUUAUUUGUUCUUUUUAUGUGUAAAAAAGGUAGAUUAAAAAUAGUGGACCGAAGAGUAGUUUAUUUAUUUUUUCACGUAGCUUUAUUUAUUAAUACUAAACUAUAGUUUGAGUUGAGAUGUUUUUUUUGGCAAAUGAAACCUGGUAGCCAAAGCUGCUGUACAUUUGAGAUAUUUUAAAACCAUUUACCAUUUCUAUCUGCUUUAUUAUACAAGCUUAUUUAUUUUACUGUUGCAAACUGUAAAUAUAUGUUUCUUAGAUGUUUAACUGUAACAUUUACACUUAUUUUGAAAAAUAAAAUGCAUUGAAAAAGGUGA
Messenger RNA from Osmerus eperlanus (European smelt), 4281 nucleotides. RefSeq names its product cysteine-rich motor neuron 1 protein-like. The record is from RefSeq and is a predicted model, not a curated record. Gene Ontology annotation, molecular function: protein binding; serine-type endopeptidase inhibitor activity. NCBI's taxonomy places the organism in Eukaryota, Metazoa, Chordata, Actinopteri, Osmeriformes, Osmeridae. Gene Ontology annotation, cellular component: plasma membrane.